This is a messenger RNA of Carya illinoinensis, 1059 nucleotides long. RefSeq lists its product as uncharacterized. The record is from RefSeq and is a predicted model, not a curated record. NCBI's taxonomy places the organism in Eukaryota, Viridiplantae, Streptophyta, Magnoliopsida, Fagales, Juglandaceae. Bases 16 to 930 code for a protein of 304 amino acids. The transcript is spliced from 3 exons.
UAUGAGAUGUUUUGAAUGGAGGUGUAUGCAUUCCGGGCCUUAUGCAAUCGGUUACGUAGAGAUGUGGCCUUGCAUGAUUCUACUCGAGAGGUUACUGUUGAGGAAGCCUUAGGAAUGUUUUGCUACACCGUCGGACAUGGUGUGGUUCAACGAAAUUCAGCUAAUCUAUUUCAACAUUCGGUUGAAACUGUGAAUCGACAUGUGUACGCAAUAAUGCGUGCAUUAUGUCGCCUUGCAUGCCAUGUGAUUAAACCAAAUCAGACGACAGGGGUGAUGCCUUAUAUUGAAGGAAAUCCCAGAUAUUAUCCAUGGUUUGAGCGACUUGCCCAGAAUGUCUUGUGUGUCUGUGAUUUCAAUAUGAAAUUCACAUUCGUAUACGCCGGGUGGGAGGGUACAGCCCAUGAUGCUCGCAUUUUUAUUGAUGCGUUAAGGCGUCCGGAGAACAAUUUUCCAUGGCCUCAAGACGAUUCUACAUUCCCUUGCACGGAGGGAUAUAUGCCGCUAUAUCCAAGGGUGAGAUACCACAGAUCUGAACGUCAUGGAAAUCGUACCUUCCAAGGAUAUAAAGAUCUAUUUAAUUAUCGGCAUUCAUCCAUUCAGAAUGUCAUUGAACGAACUUUUGGUGUUUUGAAGAGGCGUUUCCGACUUUUAAAAAACAUGCCUGAAUACCGUCCAACUCGGCAACGUUAUAUUAUUAUCGCAUGUUGUGCGAUACAUAACUUUAUUCGGAUCGUUACGCCUAAUGAUCAAACAUUUCUGGCAUUUAACAAUCCCGAUGAUUAUCUAGAAAUGAGUAUGGAUCAGGACAGUAAUGAACAAUUUCAUGUUCCUGACAUGUCAACUGCAUCGGCACAGUCAGUGGCUGCAAGUAGAGAUGCUAUUGCACAGGCUAUGUGGAUGCAUACUGUUGGACAACAAGGAAACACCUAAUUGCUAGCAUGGUGUUGCAAUCUUUUUUUUUAUAAUUUCUGUUGAAAAAAUCUGCAAACAAAAUAUAGUGUAAAAUUAGUUUUUACAUGCAUUUACACAUUUAAAUAAAAAAGUGAUAUUAUUUAUUAA